This is a messenger RNA of Lycium barbarum (goji berry), 2538 nucleotides long. RefSeq names its product F-box/kelch-repeat protein At3g06240-like. The coding region runs from base 754 to 1644 and encodes 296 amino acids. Lineage: Eukaryota; Viridiplantae; Streptophyta; Magnoliopsida; Solanales; Solanaceae. Gene Ontology annotation, molecular function: protein binding. The transcript has 2 exons. The record is from RefSeq and is a predicted model, not a curated record.
ACAUAAAGUAAGUUGAUAAUUUUUACUGGGAGAUAAUGUAACAACCCGAGCCUUGAUUUUGAGAUUUUACGCUUAAUUUAAUGUUUGGAAGCUUGGUUCUAAGUCACAAUUGAUACUUGAAACUUGUUUGAGGGGUAGAGGUGAACUUUAGGUUCAAAACCCUCUGAUGUGUCGCACCAGAUCCUUUUCUUUUUUCGGUGCAGUUCGCAAUCUUGGGGGACCUGGGGUCGCGAUUGAUCCAAAGGGACUUUGAACGCUUCGCGAUCUCGAUGAGGGCCUGGCUGGACUGCUCUUCGUGAUCGCAUAGAAGGACCAUCGGUAAUAGAUAAUUGAAUAGAUCGGGAGUUUUAGUUAUUUCAACAUUUUUGGGCAUUUGAGUCGCAAUUGCUGGACGGUUUAAGGAAACCUUUUUGUGCGUGGAACAACUUUUCCUGCUUGGACCAAACAGUAUCCAGUUCUUCUGCAAAGGACCUGGUUCUCCUCAGUGUUUAUGCAAUACUGUUGCCAGCAUUAUCAGUUCCUUUAGGAGAUCUGUUAAGGGUAUUGUUAUAAAAUAUUAUAACUAUUUGACUGUCAAUUUAAUUAUUAUUAUAUAUUAACUUCAGACUAUUGUAAAAAAAAAAAAAAAAAAAAAAUUGAUUCGGCCUAUCUGAUUAGGAGUAAAUAGUAUAUUAUUACUGGAGCUGACACCCGCACAAAUUAGGCGGUAAGCAACCGCCCGCAUAGUAUCCUAAUCCCAAUCAAAGAUGGAUUAUGAUUCCAAACCAAUCCUAUAAAAGCUUUCCUACUACCAAAACCUCAGAUUUCUCGAAGCACAUAGCAAAAACAUCAAUGGCCUAUGAUUCAGAAUCAUUGCCUGUUCUCCCCGAAGAAAUAAUAUUUGAAAUACUGUUAAGGCUACCCGUGAAAUCGUUGUUGAGGAUGAAGUGUGUUUCUAAAUCUCUGCUUUCUCUCAUCUCAACUCCUCAAUUCGUCAAAACUCAUCUAAAUCUUUCAGCCAACAAUCCACAACACCACAUUCUUCUUUAUAUCACGUAUAGGAAUAAGUUUCACACUUGCUCUCUUAACGCAAUUAUGCAGGAUAAAUCUCCCUUUAUCCCUAUUGACCGUGAUGGUUUUUUUCCUUAUAGCGAAGAGUCAGAUUGUCUCUUCUUUAUUUUGGGUUCUGUUAAUGGGUUGUUAUGUAUUUCUAAUGGCAUUCAUUACUUUAUAUGGAAUCCAUCUACAAGAGAAUUGAAAAAAUUGCCCCUUACAUGGAGUGAUGUUAAAUUGGAUGGUUCUUGUGGUUUUGGUUAUAAUGACAGUCAAGAUGAUUACAGAAUUGUAGUAGUUGCGAGAAACAAAGAUGGUUCUUUGAAUGAGGUUCGCUUUUAUAGUCUAACAAGUAACUCUUGGCAAAAGAUUUUAGAGUUCCCAGGUGCUAAAUUAAGUGACUAUAUUGGUAAACUUGUACAGAGAAGACUUCAUUGGAUUGCCGAGAGUGGUAGAGACAACUCCAAGUUUAUUUUAUCAAUAGACCUCGUAAAUGAGACAUAUCGAAAUAUAGCAUUGCCCAAUUAUAAGUCUCACUGCACACUAGAGUGUUUGGGAGGCAACCUGUGUGUAUACUAUGACCGACGUCAUGAUAACCGAAUGGAUGUCUAGGUGAUGAAGGAGCAUGGAGGUGUGGAGUCAUGGAUUAUGCUGGUUUCUGUCCCGGGCCCUCUUAGUCUUUUGCCACUAUUCGUCUUCCAAAAUGAUGAAAUUUUACUCGAACUGGAUUCAAGUUUACAGUUGUAUAAUUCGACACAUGACAUUUUAAAGCCUCUUAAGAUUCAAAUCCAUUUUGGUCCUAGACGUCGAUAUGAUACGUACAUUGAAAGCCUCGUUUCGCCAAAAUUAGUAAUGGAAUCUAAAGAGUUGAGGAUCAACGAGUGAAGGACGACAUUUUGUGGUAUGAUCUUCCUUUUGUUGUCUUGUGCGUAAUGAUGAACUAACAAAAUGAUUAUGGAGACUUAGCAAAGAGAACAAAAGUGUAUCAUGAAGUAAUCAAUGGAAAAUCUGGAUUGCAGGCAGGCAACUGGACAUGUGGAUUUUAGCAUGGAGGAACAUGAUUAUUAUCAUCGCAAGUAUGUUCAUUCAAAAUCAUUAUUUCCAACCAUCCGUGGCUCGAUGAUUCAAAUACAGUGCAGUGGCUUAACACCAUUGAAAUUGCUGUGAAACUGUCAUAGCUUCUUCUACUGUUCUUUUGUUUUUUUGUUUAGGUUGCAUUAUUCUUUGUUGGCUUCUGCUCCACAAAACUUGGAAUACUGCUGCAUAUUAUGUAUUGUUAUGAAGGAAAGAAAUUAAAGGCUUGAUCAGUGAAGGAAUUGAGUCAGAGUAGAUUUCUCUUUUGAUCCGGGGAUUGAUGUGGAAAGCUAAAUAUUUCCUAGUAUUUUUUUCUAUUUCACUUUUUGUUUGAGAUGAAACCCCUUGUCAGCAUGUUUACUGAAGAAGGGAUUUUUUUAUUAUACAUGGAUUAUUUUCCCUUAAACAGUGAAAUUGUUCACCACAAAAAAA